Stylonychia lemnae is the source of this 585-nucleotide messenger RNA. The record is from the annotation of a GenBank genome assembly. NCBI's taxonomy places the organism in Eukaryota, Ciliophora, Spirotrichea, Sporadotrichida, Oxytrichidae.
AUGGCAACUGCAGAAUAAGAAAGAACCUUAAUGGAUAUGAAAAUCAAGAUGGUCAAAGAUAAACCUCAGAAUUUGCUAGUGUUGUGUGGACCACCAUGUUCUGGCAAGACAAUGCUCAUUGAACACUUUAUCUUUUCGAAUCCAAGUAUAUUCUAGUUCAUUCCACCAUUCACAACUAAGACCAAAUUUGAGAGAGAGGAGAUUGAGAAUGUGCACUACAGACUAGCUAGCUAGAAUGAUUUCACUGCUUGGCAAAAAGAGGAUAAGUUAUUGUAUCUUACUCAGGAGUAAAUGAUCAACACUGCAGUUUAGACUAAUUAUAACUAUGGCUCUGGGGUUUAAGCUAAUGCCAUUUGGAAUGGAGUCUUAUUUGAAGAAGCUAGCAGGCUCAGAAAUGAAUUUAAGAUUGGAAUAAUUGAAACUUCACUCGAUGGUGCCAAGUAGAUUUAUGCUAAACAAAGGCUGCCUUGCAACUUUAUAUAUGUGCAUCCACCAACAACUGAUGAACUGGCAGUGAGACUGAUUAGAAACAGACCAGGAAAGGACACUCAGCACUCAAUGACACUGAAGCAAAAUAAUGAAUGA